Molecule: messenger RNA, 336 nt
Organism: Knipowitschia caucasica
Lineage: Eukaryota; Metazoa; Chordata; Actinopteri; Gobiiformes; Gobiidae
Source: the annotation of a GenBank genome assembly
AUGUUAAGCCUAAGCAGAGUGGGUUUUGACCGGUGUGAUGGUUCGGGAGCACAGGUACAGAUGGUAUGGUUCAGUAACACAGGUACAGACGGGAUGGUUCGGGAGCACAGGUACAGACGGUAUGGUUCAGUAACACAGGUACAGACGGGAUGGAUCGGGAGCACAGUUACAGACGGGAUGGUGUGGGAUCGGGAGCACAGGUACAGACGGGAUGGACGGAGUGAGUCUAACCAGUUCCACCGUCGCCUGCAGGUACUAGUUGAGUGGAGCGGAGUCCGGCUGCAGAAUCCUCUCCUCAGAGCUGUCACUACAGUGUCCAGGCUGUGGUUGGCGUGA